GCCCUGCUCAUUCCCGGCAAGGCAAACGCAAGUGCAAUCUGACACCGAGAGAAGACACGACUGCAUUGUACGUCGAGAUCGAGAUGUAUCCGGCUAAGCCCAACGAGCCGGCCGGGGUGGCGCCGGUGACCGGCGUCCCCGUUGGCGGCCCCCCCGCGGCCGGCCAGUGGUCCUCCGGCCUCUUCGACUGCUUCGACGACUGCGGCCUCUGCUGCCUGACGUGCUGGUGCCCGUGCAUCACGUUCGGGCGGAUCGCGGAGAUCGUGGACCGCGGCGCGUCGUCGUGCGGGACGAGCGGGGCGCUGUACGCGCUGCUGCUGUCCCUGACGGGGUGCCAGUGGAUCUACUCGUGCACGUACCGCGCCAAGAUGCGCGCGCAGUUCAACCUCCCCGACUCCCCCUGCUGCGACUGCUGCGUCCACUUCUGCUGCGAGACCUGCGCGCUCUGCCAGCAGUACAAGGAGCUCAAGGCGCGCGGCUUCGACCCCGACCUCGGCUGGCACCUCAACAUGGAGAGGGCCGCCGGCUCCGGCGCCUUCUACCCGCCGGCCGCGCAGCAGAUGGGACGCUGAUUCCGUUGCCCCCAGCGACCUCAGCUACUAGUAAUAUCCAUCAGAUCAUCACGUGAUCAUCGGUGAAGUUUGCAUGGUAAAUUACAUGUUGUACUGCAUUUAUUUUUGUGUAUUAUGGUGAUGUGGCUUGCUGUGAAAUGGUCUCAGGAUUGGUACGACAAAAUGUGUAUGUAUUUCUUUCCAAAAAAAAACAAAAA
This is a messenger RNA of Phragmites australis (common reed), 769 nucleotides long. Its product is annotated as cell number regulator 10-like. The coding region runs from base 84 to 572 and encodes 162 amino acids. Lineage: Eukaryota; Viridiplantae; Streptophyta; Magnoliopsida; Poales; Poaceae. The transcript has 2 exons. The record is from RefSeq and is a predicted model, not a curated record.